GUGGGGCGCCCAGUCCACACUGGGCGCUGAGGGACUCGCUCCUCACCACGGCCCUGAGCCACAAGCACUGUUUUGCGAUCCAUUUCACAGCUGGGGAAUCGAGGCCGAGCGCCGAGCCCGGACCAAGUUCUCAGCUGGCUCAGAAGAGGUCUGCAGAGCUUCGGGCUUUCCUCCGGGGAACAGAACCUGCUGGAGACUCUGCUACAGCCUCCCGCCAGACCAGAGGCCCCAGAGAGGUGUCCAAGCAGGACGUUGCACCAAUGACUCAUGAGGGCACCUCUAAUUCUCCCAUGGACCAAAUGAGCUCAACUUUGGGGUGGCAGGAGCCUCUGGACAACAGGGCAGGGACGGAAUGCCCGAGGGACCAGGAUGACAUUCUUCUGUGUGAGGAUGUGCAGCAACAAGAUGAGGAUCUGUCAGCUGAAGAAAUAAUAUUUUUGAGAGAGUUUCCCAUCAUCAAGGAAGAGCUAGAAGUGACCAUCAGGAAGCUCCAUGCCCUUGCAGACAGCAUCGACACAACCCACAGAACAUUCACCAAGACCAACAUGGUGGCCACCUCCCUCACUGUGGUCUCAGACGCCAUGAGCAUGCUGGGUCUGGUCCUUGCUCCAGCAACAGUAGGAGGAAGUCUGGCGCUCUCUGCUGCUGGUAAAGUUUUGGGGACAGCAGUCGGGUUCACCAGCAUCUUCAUCAACAUCAUGGAACACCGUCAAAAUCAAAAAGCCCAAACUCACGCCAGCACCCUAGUGCCCACCCAUGACCAUGAGGUCAACGAGGCUCAGGGAAAGAAAGUCUUCUACGUCCUGAGUGUCGGAAAGAAGGCCUAUGAUUACGGAAGUAACAUCAGUGAUGUUAAGAAGAACAUCCGUGCCUGUCAGAUAGCCAGAGCCCACCCGCGUCUGGCCACUGCUGCCAAGCGUCUCCUGACCACUGGCCAAGUCUCAGCCCGAAGGAGCAUGCAGUUGCAAAGGGCCUUUAAGGGCACAAUAGUGCUGAUGGAGAAAAAUGUUCGCAUGCUGUGUAGUGCUAUGGCUGGCUUCUCCCUCUGCCAGAACGUGGUCACCCUCCGGAGCAACUGGAAGCAACUGAAGGAAGGAGAAGGAAGCAAGAUGGCAGAAGAGCUGAGAGCCCACGCUCGGGAGCUGGAAAGGAAGCUGAUGGAACUCACCCAGCUCCGUGAGAGUCUGCAGCAAAACUCUUCCAAGAGAAAAGGCCAGGGAGCUCAUCUUUGGGCGGAGCCACUGGGUCUCUGGCUUGACCCCCAGGCAGGCGUGGGGAAGCAGGUCCCCAGAAGUUCUUCAGGAGCAGAAUGAUGACAGAAAAAACUCUCUGAAGGCCUGAGAUACUGCGGGAAGCCAUUUGAGAUUUCCUUCCAAGUCAACGUGACUGUGUAGAAUCUUUGUUCAAACCCAAAGCCUGAUUUAUGGCCCGCCACGCAUGCGUCAGGCAUCGUACACGUGCUUUGUGAGUGAGCCACCUGAAGGAAAACCAUCUUGUCCUCGAGGUCAAUCAAUGCUCCUUCCCCGCCCCCCCCGCAUUCCUUUCUGGUAAACCCGUGAUUCCUGCCUGCGUGCAAAUCUAUAAUCGUUAGAGCUUUUACAAGAUGUAAGAAAGGCUAUCACCCUGUAAACACGGUUCAUUCUCCCCGGAG
This is a messenger RNA of Callorhinus ursinus (northern fur seal), 1651 nucleotides long. The record is from RefSeq and is a predicted model, not a curated record. NCBI's taxonomy places the organism in Eukaryota, Metazoa, Chordata, Mammalia, Carnivora, Otariidae.